Messenger RNA from Penicillium odoratum, 1542 nucleotides. RefSeq names its product putative MFS transporter. The coding region runs from base 1 to 1542 and encodes 513 amino acids. Gene Ontology annotation, cellular component: membrane. Gene Ontology annotation, molecular function: transmembrane transporter activity. NCBI's taxonomy places the organism in Eukaryota, Fungi, Ascomycota, Eurotiomycetes, Eurotiales, Aspergillaceae. The transcript is spliced from 4 exons. The record is from RefSeq and is a predicted model, not a curated record. Gene Ontology annotation, biological process: transmembrane transport.
AUGGCCAGUGAUAGAGCCUACAGUGAGAUAAUUAUGGCCGAAAAGACGCAGCAAGACCACAAAGAGACUUUGGUUGAUAAUGUUUCCCACGACGCUGUUGACGGCCACCUGGCAACUGACCAAUAUGGUCAACCAUUGGUAGAGUUGGACAGAGCAGCUGAAGCCCGACUCCGAUUCAAAAUCGAUCUUUACGUUGUGCCAACUGUAGCAUUGAUGUAUCUGUUUUGCUUCAUUGAUCGUGCAAAUAUCGGAAACGCGAAACUGGCUGGAUUUGCUAAAGAUUUGGGGCUCGAAGGCUAUGACUACAAUAUUGUACUAUCCAUCUUCUACGUUGCAUACAUUUUAUUCGAGAUUCCGAGCAAUCUUGCAUGCAAAUGGAUUGGGCCUGGCUGGUUUCUGCCGGCUCUCACACUCGGAUUUGGCAUCUGCUCUGUUGGCACAGCUUUUGUGACUAACAUCCGCAGCGCCUCGGGUGUGAGAUUCCUGCUGGGCAUGUUUGAGGCAGGUUUACUUCCUGGAAUCGCUUACUAUCUCAGCCGUUGGUAUCGCCGAAGUGAACUGGCUUUUCGGUUGUCUUUGUACAUCGUCAUGGCUCCUUUAGCCGGCGCUUUUGGUGGCUUGCUAGCAUCAGGAAUUCUGAAACUGGAUCAUUUCGGUGGGCUUCACAGCUGGCGUAUGCUCUUUGCUAUUGAAGGGGUUAUCACGAUCGGAAUUUCUCUGUUGGCGUUUUUCACCUUGACUGACCGACCAGAGACUGCCCGAUGGCUAUCAAAGGAUGAAAAGGAAUUAGCCAUUGCCAGAGUUAAGUCGGAGAGAGUUGCAACUACUGAAGUUCUGGACAAAAUCGACAUCCCCAAGACCUUGCGUGGUAUCUUCAACCCUGUAACGCUCACCACUGCGUUUGUCUUUCUCCUUAACAACAUUACGGUUCAAGGCCUGGCCUUUUUUGCGCCAACCAUCGUCCAGACCAUCUAUCCUGAUGCGACCGUCAUAUCACAACAGCUUCAUACCGUGCCACCCUACGUGGUCGGUGCUUUCUUUACUGUCCUUUUCCCAUUUCUCAGUUGGCGAUUCGAUCAUAGGUUGAUCUUCUUCGUCAUAUGCCCCCCAUUGAUGAUGACCGGAUAUAUAAUGUUCCUGGCUAGCAAGGAAAGCAUGGUGAGAUAUGGAGCGACAUUUCUCAUUGGAAGUGGAGCCUUUUCCUUUGGAGCGCUUGUUACUGCUCAUGUUUCUGCAAAUGUCGUAUCAGACACUGCUAGAUCAUCGGCCAUUGGAACCACUGUUAUGUUUGGUAACAUCGGUGGCUUGAUAUCUACCUGGUCGUUUUUGCCAUUCGAUUCCCCAAACUAUCACAUUGGUAACGGCCUCAAUCUCGCGACGUCAUCCAUGACCAUGAUUCUCGCGGCUUCCUUGUGGAUGUAUAUGGUGUGGGAUAACCGGAGGCGCAAAUCCGUCGACGUCGACGUUGUUUUAGCGGGUCUCUCACAAAAACAGAUUCAGGAAAUGGAUUGGCGAAACCCGGCUUUCCAAUGGCGACCCUGA